This is a messenger RNA of Sphaeroforma arctica JP610, 172 nucleotides long. RefSeq lists its product as hypothetical. Lineage: Eukaryota; Ichthyosporea; Ichthyophonida. The transcript has a single exon. The record is from RefSeq and is a predicted model, not a curated record. The annotation marks the transcript as partial.
AUGUCCAGGAAUGCCGCACGUGAUCGCAAGCAUCGUUCGUCUUCCCCUUACAAGAGACAGAACUCUCCAAGGCCUGCAAUGAACCCUGUACCUGCGGCUGUGGCUGCGACCGAGCCAGCCGACGAGGUGAACGCACCCGUAACGGACGGAUCUCUCACAGACUUGAUAGCGG